Abrus precatorius (Indian licorice) is the source of this 1280-nucleotide messenger RNA. RefSeq lists its product as uncharacterized. The record is from RefSeq and is a predicted model, not a curated record. The transcript is spliced from 3 exons. Lineage: Eukaryota; Viridiplantae; Streptophyta; Magnoliopsida; Fabales; Fabaceae. Bases 124 to 837 code for a protein of 237 amino acids.
UAAGAAUUAUCUAAAGUUUCAUAUCAAGCGUAGGUUGAUAUUUAUCUGCCGGGUUAGACAGAAGAAAGAGGAAUAUGGGGAGCGUAGUUUGUGUGUGUUGCGAGGAGGGAAUGUGAGUGAGUGAUGGGAAGCAGGGAAGAAUCAGAAGUAGUGGUUGGCAAGGAAGAGGUUAUCGCAAAACUGAAGGACGAUGGCGACUUUGACAGGCUUCGUCUUAAGAUCGUUCGUAAGCUCAAGGAUAACGGAGAGUUACGACAACAUAUUACCUCAAUUGUGAAGCAGUCAGUGGCGCUAAAUCGUGCUGGAGCGGAAAAUAUGAAACCUAGACAACUUUCCGAUGCCAUAUAUGAAGAAGUUGGUGACAAGGUGAUGAGCCAGAUAUCUGAUAGUUUAUGGCAAAUAAUUCGAUCAAGUGACGGCAUGAAAAGUGAAAUAAUGGAAACAGUGCAGUCUGUCUAUGACAAACUGGCAAACCCGAAAGGGAAAGAUGAGGUUCCCACAUCUGAUAUGAAGCCAAUUCUGAGACAAGGUGAAACGGCUUCAAAUACUGAGGUUGAUGAUAAUUUGCACGAAAAUGAGCCAACAGAGCCACCGGGUUUCACUCUCUUACCUAAUCAUCUGAAUAACAACAAUCAUGAGGACCAGGAUAAAGGGAAGGUGCAGGUUCAGAAACAAGGAUUGACUGCAGAGGGGAAUGAAGAUUCCCAUCCAUCGCAGGAUACACUUGAAGAUGAUAUUAAUAGCAAUGCGCCCCCUGGAUUUUCAAUGAAUGUGGAGCCCAAUCCGUCUUCGUAUUGUAGUGAUGAAGACCCUGAUGUGCCUCCUGGUUUCGGUUGAUGAAUUAGGUGUUUCAAUUUUUCUUCUGUUCUGCAACCCUUGCUGUCGUUGGAUGUCACACAUCGAAUUUUCUGUUUUUGAUAUUGACUGAGCCAUAGAAAAACAUGCGACGGUCUAGAGGUCUCUUGACAUCCUGAUCUAAUAUUGGAUGCAUUAUUUAUUCUAAUUAGCAGAAGGUCAACUAUUACAUGUAAUUUUUGUGGGAACUAAUCCCAAAAUUUUCUGAAAUGAAUGCUAGAUCUUCACAAUGAAUUUUGUUAAGAGCUAUUGAUCAAUAGAAGCCCUCUUCACAAGAGCUUGGAGUUUCUGUAUAUGUUUCAUUACUUAGUUGUUUCUGUACAAAUUUGGUGAAAUAAAACUAGUUUAAGUCGUAAGAGUAUCUGUUUCAGCACUUGUUUUGGAGUUCCGUAAGACAUAAAUAAUGUGUUUCUGUGAGUGGUUUC